AUGGACAUUGAACCCAGGGAUCGAUACGGCAGCAAGCAAAUCCACCAGCGCAUGGGCCCCUCUAACUCCGGCGGAGGCGACGGCGGCGACGGAGAUCGCUACAAAGGUCUACUUCCAUUGCAGCCGCAGCUGCAACCGCACAUCCCUAGCCCUUACCUCCACAGCAAGGCCCCUCCAAUAUUUACUGUCCAUGUGAAUAAAUUGUGCAACUAUUUCAUUGCCGGGAACUGUAGUUACGGGGAGAGGUGCAAGUUCUUGCACUCUUGGUUUGUUAGUGAUAGCUUCUCUUUGCUCACCCCUCUACAAGGCCACCAAAAGGUUAUUACAGGAAUUGCAUUACCCUCGGGCUUAGAUAAGUUGUAUUCGGGGAGCAAGGACGAGACUAUUCGGGUUUGGAUUGUCAGAGUGGCCAAUGUGUUGGGGUUGUUAGUAUGGGAAGUGAAGUUGGUUGCAUGAUCAGUGAGGGGCCUUGGAUUUUUAUCGGAGUUACUAAAACAGUCAGGGCUUUGAAUACUCAAACGUCUCUUUUGUAGGUAAUCAUUUUUCUUCAGUUUUCCUUCACGGGUUUCUCUUAUUCUUCACCUUUUCUAUAUUGGGUCUUUUUUGAAUUUUGUAUCAAAGCUUGGCACUUUGCAGCCAUAGAACUUUUGAUGUAAAACUGGGUCCUUUUUUCUUGCAUUUGAGGUGUUUGAGUUUUUGCCUCUGUUAUUUGUUGUGUCCUCAAAUUGUCAACAAGAGCUCCAAAUAGUUUAGCCACCAGAUUGGGAGGAUAAAUUAAGCUAAUUUAUACGUUUAUCUUCAUCAAAAAAUAUUUAUACAGGUGUCUCUAAUUCUCCUUCAGGUGAAGCUCUUCUUUUGCUAUCUAUCAGUAUAGCUUAACUUCUCUUGACGAACCAUCUAU
Asparagus officinalis (garden asparagus) is the source of this 901-nucleotide messenger RNA. RefSeq names its product zinc finger CCCH domain-containing protein 17-like. The coding region runs from base 1 to 456 and encodes 151 amino acids. NCBI's taxonomy places the organism in Eukaryota, Viridiplantae, Streptophyta, Magnoliopsida, Asparagales, Asparagaceae. The transcript is spliced from 4 exons. Gene Ontology annotation, molecular function: protein binding; metal ion binding. The record is from RefSeq and is a predicted model, not a curated record.